AUGGAUGAAGGUUAUCCUCCAUAUGAAACUGAUUGUAUUCAAUUCCAAACACAAGUUCGAUUCGUAACCGGUACAACAGCAACGCCACCAAAUGCUACAUCUGGCUAUCAAGAUAUACUAUUUAACAUUAACCUUGUUCGUAAUAGCCAAUUUGAAAUUUCUCAAGCAAUGAUGGUCAAUGUUACAGUCUCUUGUAGUAACUAUUUUGUUGACGGAUUAUUUGAUAUUUUUUCUGAUAAUCUUUAUUCUAUACCAAUUCAUGAUGGAUCAUUCCGUAGACGUGUAUGUUUUCGUCGUUAUCACUCAAAGGUACCUCACCACGGUGCAGUACAUAAUUCAAAUAGUUCAGACUUUAACAAGGCAGACUAUGACAAAUAUCUCUCUAUUUUUGUUAAUGGAUUAGUAGUUCAAUCCAAUGGCACAAGCUAUGAUAUUCCCACUGACAGCCAAUCAAUAUCCGAUCCUUCCUCCUCUGCUUAUAUUCUCAACGCUUCAUCCUUCUCUCAUUUUGUUGUUGGUGUCAUCUGUAUACAUGUUGCCAUUCUAACUCUCUUAGCCAGCUAA
Messenger RNA from Cavenderia fasciculata, 564 nucleotides. RefSeq lists its product as uncharacterized. The record is from RefSeq and is a predicted model, not a curated record. NCBI's taxonomy places the organism in Eukaryota, Evosea, Eumycetozoa, Acytosteliales, Cavenderiaceae. The transcript has 4 exons. The coding region runs from base 1 to 564 and encodes 187 amino acids.